Messenger RNA from Arvicanthis niloticus (Nile rat), 1288 nucleotides. RefSeq names its product G protein-coupled receptor 17 (gene Gpr17). Gene Ontology annotation, molecular function: G protein-coupled receptor activity. Gene Ontology annotation, biological process: positive regulation of Rho protein signal transduction; phospholipase C-activating G protein-coupled receptor signaling pathway. The record is from RefSeq and is a predicted model, not a curated record. Lineage: Eukaryota; Metazoa; Chordata; Mammalia; Rodentia; Muridae. Gene Ontology annotation, cellular component: plasma membrane.
GGCUCAGCCAACUCCAACUGACACAGAAAACUCACCACACACAGGAGUUUCCGCUGGUAGUUCAUCAGUUAUGCCAAAUUUAGAAUAGCUAUGCUCCUCCCAAGUCAGUGGCAGGAGACUCUGUGGGCAUCAGAGGUCCUGCCUCUGACUUUGGGGGUGCAUCCUGGGAUCCUGCAAACUGUUUCUGCAUUCCCUAGAGCUCUGUCCCCCUGUUCUGCCUUUAGCCACAAGAUGAAUGGUCUGGAGGCAGCCCUACCGAGCCUGACUGACAACUCCUCCCUGGCUUACUCUGAAGAAUGCGGACAAGAGACGCCCCUGGAGAACAUGCUCUUCGCCUGCUUCUACCUUCUGGACUUCAUCCUAGCUUUCGUGGGCAAUGCCCUGGCUCUGUGGCUUUUCAUAUGGGACCACAAGUCAGGCACUCCGGCCAAUGUGUUCCUGAUGCACCUGGCUGUGGCUGACUUGUCCUGUGUGCUGGUCCUGCCUACCCGGCUGGUUUAUCACUUCUCUGGGAACCACUGGCCAUUUGGGGAAAUCCCAUGCCGACUCACAGGCUUCCUCUUCUACCUGAAUAUGUACGCCAGCAUCUACUUCCUCACCUGCAUCAGCGCCGACCGGUUCCUGGCCAUCGUGCACCCAGUGAAGUCCCUCAAGCUUCGAAGACCUCUCUAUGCCCACCUGGCCUGUGCCUUCCUGUGGAUCGUGGUGGCUGUGGCUAUGGCCCCACUGCUAGUCAGCCCACAGACUGUGCAGACCAACCAUACAGUUGUCUGCCUGCAACUGUACAGGGAGAAGGCCUCCCAUCAUGCCCUGGCAUCCCUGGCUGUGGCUUUUACCUUUCCCUUCAUCACCACAGUCACCUGCUACCUGCUGAUCAUCCGAAGCCUACGCCAAGGUCCCCGUAUUGAGAAGCACCUCAAGAAUAAAGCCGUCCGCAUGAUCGCCAUGGUUCUGGCCAUCUUCCUGAUUUGUUUUGUGCCCUACCACAUCCACCGUUCAGUCUACGUGCUUCACUACCGUGGUGGUGGGACUUCAUGCGCUGCUCAGCGUGCCCUGGCCCUGGGGAACCGGAUCACCUCCUGCCUCACCAGCCUCAAUGGGGCCCUGGAUCCUGUCAUGUACUUCUUUGUGGCUGAGAAGUUCCGCCAUGCCUUGUGUAACUUGCUCUGCAGCAAGCGGCUCACUGGUCCACCUCCCAGCUUUGAAGGGAAAACCAACGAGAGCUCCCUGAGUGGCCGAUCCGAGCUGUGAGCCUCGGGGAGGUCCUGUCACCAGGCCAGCUGUAGGC